GAUUUCGUUUUAAAGACGCGCCGGCUUUCAUUGAAUGAGGCAGAAUUUAAAGCAGUGUUUUGUUUUUAGAAAUCGUUUUUAAUACACCGAAACGUAUAGUUUGAAGAACUUACAUUUGCAAGAAAGCUACGGUUCAACGGUAGGCGGCGAGCUGGCGCAGGUUGUGGGGUGUCCGUGGACAAUGAGAGACAGUGGAGGCAGUCUGACACAGAACCUCUGGGCCAAUGAGCUGACUCUUCCUGGGGGUCAGGAGGGCAGUGGCGGUGGGGGGAUGGGAGGGACCCAUCUUAUGGACCCGGCUACCACCCACCAUGUCCCCAGCCCCAUACACCUCAAACUAGGUCAGCGAGAGAAGGAGAGGGUUUGGGAUGCAGAGUAUAUAGACCAGGAGGAGGGGGAAGAAGAACCGGAGGAGGAUGAGGAGGACUGUGAUGAUGAUGUUGAUGAGGAGGGGGGAGAGGAAGAGGGACAAGAGCAGCAGGGGGAGGAGGAAGAGGAGGAGGAGGAGGAGGAGGAUGACAAUGAUGAAGGUGAAGAGGACGAGUAUGACGAUGAAGUCAGCUGGGAGGAAGGAGAUGGGGACUGGGCAUUACUGCCGUUGCCACGGGAACUGCAUCAGCAGCAGCUGCAGAUGCACCCCGAACACAAUGCCUUGGACUCUGGCGGCAGCCCCGCCCACAUGCGGCUGAACGGGCUCCGGGGGCGGAGGCUGCAGCUGCGCCGGCGGAGGCUGGGCCGCUACAGUGGCAUGCGUUCCCGCCUGGCCCAGCACUGGAGGUCCUGGCGUCAGUGGGCCCAGUGUUCCACCACCACUGCCAGCGGGCUUGGGUGGGUGCAGAGGCGACGUCGGCUUUUUGGGCUGUACAGGCGCUGGCAGAACAAGACCCGGCCCGCCCGGGGACCGCUGCAGAAUGGGGAGACUGCAGGGCUCUUUGGGGAGUCAGGAUUCAUGGGACGCAGGUUGAAUGGUUUUCCUGGCGAGAUUCAGAUUGGCCGCGUGGUCAGCCUGGCAGGAAUGGGAGGCCAGAGCUCAUCCCCCGAAUCUCCGAACAACGGUCUGCUUCCUUCCCGGGACAAAGCUCCUCCCCAGAACGCACUUGCUGAUGAACACAUUACUUGCAUCCAAGGUAUUCUGGAGGAGUUCCUGCAGCAGUAUGGCAGUUUGAUCCCCAUCCACUCAGAUGAGGUGGUGGAGAAGUUGGAGGACAUCUUCAGCGAGAGCUUCUCUCAGCCCAACAGGAAGAUGGCGGUGCAACAGCAAAUUCAGUCCCACCAGCGGCUGUCUGGAACUGCCAUGGUGCGAGGGUUCCGUGUAAACUACAAGCGUCAUGUCCUGACCAUGGACGACCUCAGCACAUUGUAUGGACAAAACUGGCUCAAUGACCAGGUCAUGAAUAUGUAUGGAGAUUUAGUGAUGGAUUCUGUGCCUGAGAAGGUUCAUUUUUUUAAUAGCUUUUUUUAUGACAAAUUGAGGACAAAAGGUUAUGAUGGUGUCAAGCGAUGGACAAAAAAUGUGGACAUCUUUCAGAAAGAGCUCCUGUUGAUACCCAUUCACCUGGAGGUCCACUGGUCACUGGUGUGUGUGGAUGUCCCACGUCGCUCCAUUACUUACUUUGACUCCCAGCGCACUCUAAACCGUCGUUGCCCCAAGCAUAUUGCAAAGUACCUGCAGGCAGAGGCUGUCAAAAAAGAACAGAAGGACUUUCUAACUGGGUGGAAUGGCUUCUUCAAAAUGAAUGUGGCCAGGCAGAACAACGACAGCGACUGCGGGGCCUUCGUUCUCCAGUACUGCAAGUGUUUAGCCCUGGGACAGCCAUUCAGCUUUGGCCAGCAGGACAUGCCGAAGCUGAGGAGACUCAUGUACAAAGAACUGUGUCACUGCAAGCUGUCUGUGUGAGACUGGGACACCCAAGCAAGGGGGCGAGAGGAGACCCAUCCAACCACUUUCACUUCCCCAAUUUUUUAUUUUUUUUUUUUUAUUUUUUGUAAAGCGUAUAUAUACAUAUACCUUCCUGCCCCCUUCCCCCAACUCCAUUCUUUUCAAUCCUUAUUUUUUAACUUGUGGUUGAUUGAGGCCAACUGUACUCUUACCCAUUGUCUUUAGGGGAAAAAGUACAAAACAGGACACAUUUGUUCUAUGAUGAACUCUGAACUAUCACUAGCCAAUUUUCCACUGAAGGAACUGGAGCUAGAGGCAAGCACUAAAACCACAAACCAAAAAAGAAUUGGCAGGGUAUCCGUUUGCAUCUCUUCAUGUGACCAGUCUUAGCUGUUCUUUUUCCUUCCCCAGGCCCAACCUGCAGAGAGAAUUAUACAUUUUGACAUUCUAAAACAAGAUGACAAACUGACAGUCAACUGGGGAAGUAGAAAAUAUACAUUCUAGGUGUAGAAACCUUGAAAUUGCCUUUUUGCCACAUUGCAUAAACUGCCCUCUGGCUAUAUCCUACUGCCACUGUUUAAGCUGUUUUCUUUUGUCAAAAGCAGAGACAUAACAUGAUAUACUUUAAUUCACCUCAUGCCGAAAUUGGUUUGUCAAAUAUAGCGCUUUAAACAGUCUGUAUAAUGACAACUGUGGCUUGGAUACAUAAACUACUAAUCGGCCAAAAACAUGAACACUUUGGUAAUUGUUCCUAAACUGAAUAGCAGCAACAUGGCUAUUCGUUUUCUGCUAGAAGUGGAAAAAACACAUUCUUGCUGUUAGGUUUGGCUGAGGCUGGGGCAGUUUAAAUGCCUGAAGUGUGAAGUAGACUGUCAUAAUGACAUCUAUAAUGCAAAAUAUAAAACUUUAGAAUGAACAGCUGUUUUUAGAUACUAGCAAGCAAUGAGCAUGCAGUAUACUUGAGCAGGUUAAUCCAACAAUUAAAAUGUACAAUAUUCAAUACUAGUUGACUCCUCCCACCUCCACCUGAUUGGCUGUUCCUGGGGUGGGAAUAAACUCCGCCCACAGCCCUGGUGCUGUUAUCUGGACCUGCAGCUGCACGGUUCUACUUGCAUGGCUCUUGCUUGACCUGACAGGAGUGACUGGAAAAAGCAGUCAGAACCAUAACUUCCAUCUGGUUCCAGUUCUGAAAGUGGAAAAGCCUCUAAUGUUGGAGGUCGCCAAAUAGUUAUUUUUUGUUGUUUUUUUCCCUUGAUGUAACUGAUAAGCUGUGUUCACUGCGAAAGAUAAGGAGAGAAUUACAUUUCUUUUUAAAAAUAAUAUCUGAAGUAUUGUCAUAAUGGACCACGUCAGCUAUAUACAGUUUUUGUUUUGUUUUGUUUCUCUUCAUUUUUAUGUCAGUUUUUUGACUAUGGCUACCGUAUCCGUAAAUUAUACGUUGCUGGAUUAUGGAAAACAAUGGCCGAAAACUCAAUUGUUUUUUAUCUUUUGAAUUGCAUACAUUGUGGUAUAAGUUACAAAAAUAAAAUGACAAUUGAGACAAUUAA
Molecule: messenger RNA, 3426 nt
Organism: Conger conger (European conger)
Lineage: Eukaryota; Metazoa; Chordata; Actinopteri; Anguilliformes; Congridae
Gene: senp3a
Product: SUMO specific peptidase 3a
Exons: 11
Coding region: 182-1897 (571 amino acids)
Biological process (GO): protein desumoylation
Cellular component (GO): nucleus
Molecular function (GO): deSUMOylase activity
Source: RefSeq, a predicted model, not a curated record